Molecule: messenger RNA, 2911 nt
Organism: Dendronephthya gigantea
Lineage: Eukaryota; Metazoa; Cnidaria; Anthozoa; Malacalcyonacea; Nephtheidae
Product: long-chain-fatty-acid--CoA ligase ACSBG2-like
Exons: 18
Coding region: 118-2205 (695 amino acids)
Cellular component (GO): membrane; endoplasmic reticulum
Molecular function (GO): long-chain fatty acid-CoA ligase activity
Source: RefSeq, a predicted model, not a curated record
CAAUGAACUGGGGCAAACUGAAACUGGGCAAACAGUCAAGAGUGGUAUUAGCACAAAACGUGUACAUUUCAAGCUCGAAAUUUGACUCGUAGUACUUUAAAAUAAACAACACAUAAAAUGGCAGAAACUGCGGAGGUUACUGCGACAGUUUCCGUCUCAGAUGUGUUAAUAGACAGCAAGUCGGAUUCGAAAGAAAUUAACAAUGAUCCGGCAAAAGAAAAUGGCUCCAAACCAGUCGCUUCAAGUUCGAGCGAAGGCGAAUUCUUAGCUCCAGCCGAGGAAUACUGGACAACCGAUGCUGAUGGUGCAGUUAAAAUACGUGUAGGAACUACUGAACAUGAUAACACUACGCCAAUAACAGUUUAUGACUUGUUUAAACGCACUGCGGAGAAAGCUGGAGAUUGCGUAGCUUUGGCAGUGAAACGUAAUGAUCAGUGGCAGAAAUGGACGUAUUCUCAGUACAUGGCUGAUAUAAGAACCGCUGCCAAAGGUUUUAUCAAGCUUGGUUUGGAAAGCUUUAAUGGUGUAUCUAUAAUUGGCUUUAAUUCACCAGAAUGGCUUAUUUCAGAUGUUGCUGCAAUUUUUGCAAGAGGUUUGGCUGUUGGCAUUUACACAACAAACUCUCCCGAGGCCUGUAAAUAUGUGAUAGAGGAUUCCAAUAGCAGUAUUGUCGUUGUGGAGAAUAAAAUACAACUUGAUAAAAUUUUAAAGAUUUGGGAUGAGUUGCCAAAUCUUAAGGCUGUUAUUCAGUACACUGGUGAAUUGGAGGACAAAUCCAAACCUAAUGUUUAUACGUGGAAAGAUUUUAUGGAAUUAGGAAAGUCCUGUGAUGACACUGAGUUAGAUGCAAGAAUUGGUUCUCUGAAAGCAAACCAAUGUUGCACUUUGGUCUAUACUUCAGGCACAACAGGCAAUCCCAAAGGGGUAAUGCUAUCUCAUGACAAUGUUGUCUACACGAGUGGGGUGUCAGUUAAAUUUAUGAACAUGGAGUAUAAAAAUGAAUGCACCAUCAGUUUUCUUCCGUUGAGUCACAUUGCUGCCCAGUUGAUGGAUAUUUACAUGGCACAACAUUGUGCUGGAACUUUAUGGUUUGCUAAGCCUGAUGCAUUAAAGGGAAGUCUUGGCGAGACUUUGAAAGAAGUGAGACCAACUUUGGUGAUGGCAGUUCCAAGAGUUUGGGAGAAGAUUAUGGAGAAAUUACAGACAAUUGGUCGAAGUACGACGGGCAUGAAAAAGAAAAUCUCAACUUGGGCAAAAGGCGUUGGUCUUCGGGGAAAUAUGAAUUUAGAACAAGGAGCUUCGGUACCGUUUGGAUGGACUGUUGCAAACGCUUUGGUGUUUAAGAAGGUUAGAGCAGCUCUUGGUCUUGACCGCUGUCGACAUUUAGCAACGGGCGCAGCCCCAAUCACCAUGGAAACACUGCGCUAUUACCAAAGUCUCAAUAUACCGCUAUAUGAGCUGUAUGGUAUGAGUGAGUGCUCAGGACCGAUGACUGUCGGGAAGGCUAGGAGAAAUCUCACAGGCGCGUGUGGAGCAGCGGUUGAUGGACUUCAAAUGAAGAUUCAUGAACCGGACCAAGAUGGAAAUGGGGAGAUAUGCAUGUUAGGCCGCCAUGUUUUCAUGGGUUAUUUGAAUAACGAGGAAAAGACAAAAGAAACGAUGGAUAGUGAUGGAUACUUACAUUCUGGUGACAUUGGCAAGAUAGACAAGAAUGGAUUCCUGUUUAUCACUGGCAGAAUAAAAGAAAUAAUCAUUACGGCUGGAGGUGAGAACAUUGCUCCAGUUCCAAUAGAAGAUCAGUUGAAAGUUGAAGUCCCAAUCAUCAGCAAUGCGAUGUUGAUCGGUGAUAAAAGAAAGUUCCUGUCUUGUCUUUUAACCAUCAAGAGCGAGAUGAAUUUGGAAACUGGUGAACCAUUGAACGACCUCACAGAACUCGCAAGAGAUUACUGUAAACAACAUGGCGUAGAAAUUAAAACUGUCUCAGAAUUUUUGGAAAAGAAUGAUGAAAAAAUUAUGAAGUCAAUUCAAGAUGGAAUAGAUCGUUACAAUGAAAAAGCUACAUCUCGAGCGCAAAAGAUUCAAAAAUGGUGCAUUCUUGAACAUGAUUUUUCCGUUCCUGGUGGCGAACUAGGUCCAACCAUGAAAAUGAGGCGACCUAUUAUUGCAAAAAUGUAUGCGAGCAAAAUCGAUGCCUUCUACAGCUAGAAACCUCAUGAAACUCAACACAAAGACAGCCCGGUAUUCCCUGCAUAUUAUACGUAAGCAGUGUUCAACUAAAAUAGACUUUCACCUUAAACUCAUAUUUUAUAUUAUAUCAAUUUAGAAUAGAAGAAUUUUUGAUUUCCCACGGAGAUUACCACGGGCCAAAGUGGCCUCCAUGACCGUAGUAAAAUUUUUGAUAAAUUAAAAUAUAAAUAAGUGUCGGGGUAUAAUCGCCCGCUUGUAUAAAACUCUUGGCAUGUUUUCCUUCCAAUGUUUUAUAUUUAUCUCAUAGACUACUCUAAAAUAAUAUUUAGUCGAUAAUUGACCACUUUCGUUUGUGUACUUGUGGUCAUGUUGUGUAAACAUCCGGUUUACGACCGUAGUUCCGCAUGAAAACCUGAAUACUUGAUUAAAGAUCCUUCUAUUCCCUCAAUUGGCUUGGCAAAUAGAUGAAGCGCAAACAUAUGCUAAGACCACGUUUACACAGUACACGGUACCUGGUUUCUAUUGGAACAGGUCAAAUUUUGUGGAUAAUAAAAAGCAGUGAAUAUUUUCAAUGUCAGAGACCAGAAUAAUACACGAAAUCUAUCCUAUGCAUUUGCAACCAAUCGUUGCUCCAAAACGUCAAACGACCAAGCUGCUUUGGUCCUCCGCAUAAACGAAGAAACUAAUAGAUGUCACUUGAUCUCCCCCCCUCUACCCUCCCCCA